This is a messenger RNA of Parascedosporium putredinis, 609 nucleotides long. NCBI's taxonomy places the organism in Eukaryota, Fungi, Ascomycota, Sordariomycetes, Microascales, Microascaceae. The record is from the annotation of a GenBank genome assembly.
AUGGCCGAUAAAGAUCUCACCCCCGAACAGGAGGCCGCCGCCCGCGCCAAGGAAGCCGAGGAGCAGGCCGCUCUCCCCUACAAAUGGAACCAGACUAUUGGCGAUGUCGACGUUUACAUCACCAUCCCGGGAAAUCUCAAGGGCAGGGACCUUAACAUUGAUAUCAAGAAGACCAAACUUGUCGCAGGUAUCAAGGGUCAAGACCCCAUCAUCAGCGGCGAUUUCCCACAUCCCGUCAUCGUCGAUGAUUCUACGUGGACCUUGACGACCGCCCCUGACGGCACCAAGACUGUCGAAAUCCACCUUGACAAAGUCAACAAGAUGGAGUGGUGGGCCCAUGUCAUCGUUACCGCCCCUAGGAUCGACGUGACCAAGAUCAACCCCGGCGAGUCGAAGCUCUCUGACCUGGAUGGACAGACGCGCGCGAUGGUUGAGAAAAUGAUGUUUGACCAGAGGCAGAAGGAGCAGGGUCUUCCGACCUCUGAAGAGCAGAAGAAGCUUGACAUUCUUAAAAGUUCCAACAAGAGCACCCGGAGAUGGACUUUAGCAACGCCAAGAUUAGCUAAACGGGAAAAGGUUGAUGCAAAGGGAUAUGCCAUUUUAAUCUAG